AUGGUUAGUGAUGGUGAUGCUGCCUGGGCACGAGUAAGUGUAUCACGAGCUGCCGUCAUGAAAAAAAUCAUCCAGGCUACGAAUUCCUGGGAUUUGCAAGCGAGACGCUUCAUCAAUUAUCGUUCAUUCAGACCGAUUCUAAGGCUAAUUCCGAUGGUUGAUUCUCCGGCCAGUCAGCAAUGGGCUAUUUGGGCACUUGCUAAUCUUACAACUACUGAUAAAACCAAAUAUUGCCCAUAUGUUGUUCAUGAAGGUGGCGUACCGUUGCUGGAACAAGUUGUUAAUGAUAGCCGAUCAACAAAACGUAUGCGUGAACUUGCCAAUAUUGUCCUAGCAAAUAUCUCUGAUUGGGAUUCUAUGACGCAGUGA
Molecule: messenger RNA, 369 nt
Organism: Gongylonema pulchrum
Lineage: Eukaryota; Metazoa; Nematoda; Chromadorea; Rhabditida; Gongylonematidae
Source: the annotation of a GenBank genome assembly